This is a messenger RNA of Symbiodinium necroappetens, 186 nucleotides long. The record is from the annotation of a GenBank genome assembly. Lineage: Eukaryota; Dinophyceae; Suessiales; Symbiodiniaceae.
GAGCUCAAAAACGCAUUGCGGGACCUCGGCAAGGGAGACUUGAACAACAUUCCGGCAGCUUACCGCACGGAUGCAGUGAAGGGAGCCGCCUAUCGGGCGAUCCGAAAGAGCGAUCUCACCAUGCUCACGAACUGCAUCCAGGACCUGAAAGUCCGAGCAUCGACGAAGUUGAUGUGCGACGUCGCA